Messenger RNA from Candidula unifasciata, 1356 nucleotides. Lineage: Eukaryota; Metazoa; Mollusca; Gastropoda; Stylommatophora; Geomitridae. The record is from the annotation of a GenBank genome assembly.
AUGCUUUAUCCCUGGGUACUCGGUCUGCUGCUGCCACUUCUGCUGGCGAUAUCGGAUGGCGCCAAAAACUACCAUGACGCUCUAGGGAAGUCAAUUCUCUUCUACGAUGCUCAAAGGUCGGGGAAACUGCCCGCCAACAACCCGAUCCCAUGGCGAGGCGACUCGGCCGUUAACGACUGCGUACCCGGGGGAUGGUAUGAUGCCGGAGAUCACAUCAAAUUCGGUCUUCCUCUUUCUUAUACGGUCACCAUCUUGGGCUGGUCAUUGGUCCGCUACAAGGACGGCUACGAAGAGGCCGGUGAACUGGACAACAUGUAUGAUAUGAUUAAAUGGGCCUACGAUUACCUGCUGAAGGCCAUGGGACCCCAGCAAACAGCAUCUGACUGUUCAGUUCAGCUAACUGUCCAGGUUGGAGACGGUGACCUUGACCACGACUUCUGGGGUCGGGCAGAAGAUAUGACCAUGGCUAGACCAUGUAAAGUGGUCAGUACCAGCACCAAAGGCAGUGACAUCGCUGGAGGGACAGGAGAUACCAGCUACGCCAAUCAGCUUCUGAGUGCGGCCAAAAGUCUGUACACUUUUGCGAAGAGCCACAGAGGACUUUUCCAUGGAAGCGACGAGUUCUACGCUUCUAGCGGAGACAAAGACGAUAUGUGCGAGGGUGCCAUCUGGUUGUACAAGGCAACCAACGACGCCCAGUACCUCACCGAUGCCAAAUCGUUCGUGGAGACUGACACCGCCUGGGCUUAUGAGUGGGACGACAAGAUGGUUGGCUGUCAAGGUGACCAAGAGCAGCCAGUACAGAGAGGCUGUGGAAUCGUUCUUUUCACCGACGGCUGGUUGCCCAGUGGCGAUAUCGACUACACACCUUGUGGUCUUGCCUGGAGAGACAAGUGGGGAUCGCUGGGGUACAGUGGAAGUGCCGCGUACAUAGCUCUGGUGGCAGCAGACCUGGGGAUCCAGCCCGCCAAGUUACGCCAGUUUGCUGUGGAACAGAUCAACUACAUCCUUGGGGACAACAAGCAUGAUGGCGGCUGCUACAGUUAUGAAAUCGGAUAUGGAUCCAAGUACCCACUGCGCCCACAUCACAGUGGAGCAUCAUGCCCCAACCGUCCAGCCAGCUGUGACUUUGACCAGCUAGAUGCCCCGGGCCCCAACCCUCACGUGCUGACAGGAGCUGUUGUAGGAGGCCCCGACUCCAAUGACAACUACAAGGAUGACAGAAACGACUACGUGCAAAACGAGGUAGCUCUAGAUUACAACGCAGGAUUCCAUGCAGCCCUCGCUGGCAUCGCUCAUCUCCAGUCCACCAACCAGAUGCCAACCACUCAUAACAAAUGCCCAUGUAGCCAGUAA